This is a messenger RNA of Lonchura striata (white-rumped munia), 1119 nucleotides long. The record is from RefSeq and is a predicted model, not a curated record. NCBI's taxonomy places the organism in Eukaryota, Metazoa, Chordata, Aves, Passeriformes, Estrildidae.
UGUCCGGCCCGCCCCCGCCGUGCCUAUCCCGGACCGGACCGCGCCCCGCCACUGCCCGCCGCGGCACCGAGCACCGAGCACCGAGCGGAAUUUGGGGUCCAGCAGGACUCUGCAGCCCAGGAUGCCGUCGCAGCUGGAGCACGCCAUGGAGACGCUGAUGUUCACCUUCCACAAGUACGCGGGGGACAAGGAGCACCUGGCCAAGGAGGACCUCCGGGCGCUCAUGGACAAGGAGUUCCCCGGGUUCCUCGAGAACCAGCGGGACCCCCAGGCCCUGGAUCGCAUCCUGCGGGACGUGGAGCAGAGCCGCGAUGGCCGCGUCGGCUUCCAGGGCUUCUUCUCGCUGGUGGCCGGGCUGACCAUCGCCUGCAACGACUACUUCGUGCAGCACAUGAAGCAGCGCGGCCGCCGCUGAGCCCCCCACCCAUGGGUGCCCCCCGCCCACCCAUGGGUGCCCCCCCAAACCCAGGGGUGCCGCCCCAAACCUGCCUUGGAUCCCGUCCUGACCUUUAAUGUGUGCCCUGACCCCCCCCCUUGGGGUCCUGAACCCUCCCGAGGGGCUGAGACCCCCCUGGGGGGUGAGACUCCCACCCAUGGGUGUCCCCGCCCACCCAUGGGUGCCCUCUGUCCAUCCAGGGUGUCGCCCCAAACCCGCCUUGGGUCCCGUCCCAGCCCUAAAUUUGUGCCCUGAACCCCCCUUGGGGUCCUGAACCCUCCUGAGGGGCUGAGACCCCCACCCAUGGGUGCCCCCCGCCCACCCAUGGGUGCCCCCCCAAACCCGCCUUGGGUCCCGUCCCAACCUUUAAUGUGUGCCUUGAUCCCCCCUGGGGUACUGAGUCCACCUGGGUGGCUGAGACCCCCACCCAUGGGUGCCCCACCCACCCAUGGGUGCUCCCCAAACCCACCUUGGGUCCUGUCCCAGCCCUAAAUGUGCGCCCUGACCCCGUUUUGGGGUCCUGUCCCCCCACCCCCAAAGGGGUGAUGAACCCCCGCGGGGGGGAUUGAGACCCCCCACCCAUGGGUGCCCCCACCCACCCGGCUCCUGCUGGGACCCCUCAGUGUCUCCCCACCCUGGGGUGCUGCCCUGACCCCCCAAUAAAGGGGUUUUGUAUGAACCGG